Messenger RNA from Gambusia affinis (western mosquitofish), 2777 nucleotides. RefSeq names its product myelin-associated glycoprotein-like. The record is from RefSeq and is a predicted model, not a curated record. Lineage: Eukaryota; Metazoa; Chordata; Actinopteri; Cyprinodontiformes; Poeciliidae. The transcript is spliced from 10 exons. Bases 130 to 2064 code for a protein of 644 amino acids.
CAGACACAGACGUGCUUUCAUACAUCGGCUAGAGAAGGUGCUUCUUAGGUCUUUUCUCACCUGCAGAAAUUUACACUUUUCUUGAUUUGGAACAAUUUUUAAACAACUGUUCACUGACUGGUUUGACAGAUGAAGGUCAGUCAGACUCUGACUGAGAACAUGCUGACAGUCAACAUGUUACUGAGUGUCUUCCUUCUUCCAGGUGCUUUGGCUGAUUACUGUGGUGAUGUAACACCAGCCCUCAGGAUCACUACACCGAAUAACAUCGAAGCUCUGUCUGGAUCUUGUUUGCAAAUCCCAUGUACCUAUGACCCAAAACAUAAUGAAUAUGACAGCAGUAAAACUAUCUAUGGAGUUUGGAUGAAAGGUGGUGUAAAUUUUGGGUCCAAUUCAAGCAUUGUUAUUUUCAACAGCAGUGGGCCAGUUAACACCUAUUCACUGAAUAUUACUGGAAACCUGAAAGAGAAAAACUGCACCACUCUGUUUCCUAAUCUAACAACGAGUCACACAGACAAAUACUUCUUCAGAGUUGAGAACGGUGUCUACAAGGCAUCAGCUUGUGCUGAUCCUCUUCAAAUAACAGUAAGAGAUUAUCCUCGGAGUCCCAGCAUUAAUAUCUCUGGUGGUGACCUGAAGGAGCAUCAGUCUGUCACUGUAACCUGCUCAGCUUUCACUCCCUGUCCACACUCACCUCCUGAACUCACCUGGAAUCUCCAACAAGACUCUCUCAGACAAACAGAGGAAAACACAAAUGGAACCUUUACAACUAAAAUCCAGGAGAACAUCACUCUGUCAGACACACAUGAUGGAUACAACAUCAGUUGUUCUGCCAGAUAUCCUGUGAUUGGAGGAAACAAGACAUCAGAGACAGAAGUGACUCUCAAUGUUUCCUAUGCUCCUAGAAACACCUCAGCAUCCAUCAAUCCAUCAGGUUUGGUGUCAGCAGGUAGCUGGGUGGAGCUGAGCUGCUCCAGCAGAGCCAAACCUCCACCCAGCUUCACCUGGUUCUGGAAUGGCACAAAAGUGUCUGAAAAACAAAAUUACAGCUUCAUUGUCACUAAGGAAGGAGAGUUUUACUGUGUGGCCAAAAAUGAUUUAGGAAAUGAAACGUCAUCAAGGAUCUGUGUCAGUAUUAAAGAUUCUCCAUGGAGUCCCAGCAUUAAUGUUCCCUCUGAUCUGAAGGAGCAUCAGUCUGUCACUGUAACCUGCUCAGCUUUCACUCCCUGUCCACAAUCACCUCCUGAACUCACCUGGAAUCUCCAACAAGAUUCUCUCAGACAAACAGAGAAAAACACAGAUGGAACCUUUACAACUAAAAUCCAGGAGAACAUCACUCUGUCAGACACACAUGAUGGAUACAACAUCAGAUGUUCUGCCAGAUAUCCUGUGAUUGGAGGAAACAAGACAGCAGAGACAGAAGUGACUCUCAGUGUUUCCUAUGCUCCUAAAAACACCUCAGCGUCCAUCAGUCCAUCAGGUUUGGUGUCAGCAGGUAGCUGGGUGGAGCUGAGCUGCUCCAGCAGAGCCAAACCUCCACCCAGAUUCACCUGGUUCAGGAACAGUGAACAUGGAGCCAUGAAUGUAUCUGUGGGGAAAGUUUACAGCUUCAAUGCCUCUGAGGGAGGAGAGUAUUACUGUGUGGCUACAAAUGAUCUGGGUCAACAAAAAUCAUCUGUGAUCCAUGUCAAUAUUAAUGAAGCCAACAGACACUUUGAUACAAUGGGAAUCGCAGUGGGAAUAUCAGUGACCGUCGUCCUUCUCGUUUGCCUCGGUGUGUCAUUUUGGUGUUUUCAGUCCAAACAUUCAAAUCUACAAAAGAGUCAGAGUCAAACAGGCAUUGAGGCUGAUGCUCCGAUGUCAGAGGUCAACCAAACAGAAGGGGAAGUUAAUUAUGGAGAAAUUAACUUCAUCAAAAAGACACCUGAAACUUCCUUACCGCCCGUCCAGAACAGUGAUCAGCAGGAGAUGGUGUACGCUCAGGUCAAAGUGUCAACGGCGGAAAACUCCUCGACACAGACCGCUGAGAGUCCAGAGAGUCUCUACGCUCAAGUGAAGAAAAAAUAAUGUUUCCUUGUUAAAUAUGAAACACUGAGUUUUAGUUUUGUUUACACAAUCAAUUAGUUAGUUCAUGUCAGACCUUAAGAGAAUCUGCUUCUGUCAAUCUGUGUAUCCUUUUUGUCAUUUUUAACUAAAUGCUUUUCAAUCAUUCAAGAUGAAUGAAUGAAUGAAUGAAUGAAUUAUGUGAUGCAUUCCACCAGGAUCAUAUGCUUACAUACUGUAUUCCUCAGUGUGAAUACAUUUUAUUACAUCUUUAUAAAUUAAUGCAACAGGAAAUACUCAUUAUAUGUAGUUGUAAAAAUAAAUACUCACACCUGCACAAAUUCGUCACAUUUUUUUAGGGAACAUGUCUGAAAAAGGGAUGAAGAAGUAGAAAUUGUUUAAUCACAGUCCUUCAUCAUUCAGUGGUUGUGAACAUAAAUAAUCUUCUCAUUUCCUCUGCAGCUACACAUAACCGUACGCCCACUCUAUCAGUCAAAGACCUCUGAAUAUUAUGAGCUAUUGAAUUUAGCUUCAUACAUCAGCUGCGAUAUUUGAAAUUCUAUCUAAUCUGGCAGUGUGCGAAGACAGGAAAUUAUAAAUAAACUAUUAGUUUGGUCAUAAAAACCUACCAUGUGAACCAUUCUGAUGGCUAUUUUUUGAUACAAGGGUAUUGGUCAAAGCGUUGCCCCAAACUUCAACACAGUAACUUAAAUAUGGAAAAAUUAAGAGCAUACAAA